Messenger RNA from Oncorhynchus keta (chum salmon), 2526 nucleotides. RefSeq names its product SAM pointed domain-containing Ets transcription factor-like. Gene Ontology annotation, cellular component: nucleus. The coding region runs from base 433 to 1458 and encodes 341 amino acids. Lineage: Eukaryota; Metazoa; Chordata; Actinopteri; Salmoniformes; Salmonidae. The record is from RefSeq and is a predicted model, not a curated record. Gene Ontology annotation, molecular function: DNA-binding transcription factor activity, RNA polymerase II-specific; sequence-specific DNA binding. Gene Ontology annotation, biological process: cell differentiation; regulation of transcription by RNA polymerase II. The transcript has 6 exons.
ACUCUCACUCUCCCUCUGUCACACCCACAGCAGGUACAUUGUCACUGAUAGCAUUAGUUAGCCUUAGUGUGCUUUUGGGCUGCGCCUUUAUAAGUCUGCGCCUUUGAAGAUCCAGCAGAGACCAGUAGACUGCCUCAGGCCCCCAGGUAGAGGAUUCUUCAUCAGUCUUCUGGGUUACUUAUAGGCCUGCUUUCCCUACCUGCUGUCAACCUGCUCGCCUGCCUGGAGCAUCUCCUGGCCCAUCAUAAAACACCAGACACCUGCAGACUGACAGAAGAGACUGGAAUCUGAGCUAACUGGACUAGAGGUAAUCAUCACCACAAGUCUACCUUACACCUGUUGGGGUCCUGUAUUGUCUACACUCAGCACCAGUCUCAGCCCUGCCUGAGACCACCCAGAGGCCAGCACACCUUGGCCCAGGAGGCAGCAGCCAUGUCGAGUCCAGGGGAGAGUCUAUCAUCAGAGGGCAGCAGCCCAUUGUUUCCGUCCCGCCUAGGUCUGCCUGAAAGCCCCUUGGGAGACAGGACAGGUGCAGAGGCUGGUAUGGCCUGGGAGAUGGAGGACACCAAGCCCUGCAUGGAGGCUCUUGAGCAUCGCGGCCUUCCGGGCCUUCACCUGUCCUGCUUCGACAUGCUCUUCACCGAGGACUCCACCUGGCUGGUGAAGGUGACCGAGGCUUCCUCGGGUCAGGCUUGUCCUGUGCCUCUUCCCAUAACCAGGACCGAGCACCGUGAGGAGCCAGAGCAGUGCCCCGUCAUCGACAGCCAGGCCCUGGGGCUCUCCCCGGGACUGGAGGGCCAGGAGGAGGAGCGAUCCCUGGAGCAGGUCCAAAGCAUGGUGGUCGGGGAGGUGCUGAAGGACAUCGAGACGGCCUGCAAGCUGCUCAACAUCAUCCCAGACCCCAUAGAGUGGAGCUCGGGGAACGUCCAGAAGUGGUUGCUGUGGACAGAGCACCUGUAUAGACUGCCUCAGGCCGGCAAGGCCUUCCAGGAGCUCGCUGGAAAAGACCUGUGUGCCAUGAGUGAAGAGGACUUCAGGCAGAGGUCCCCUCAGUGUGGAGACACCCUGCACGCCCACCUGGACAUCUGGAAGUCAGCUGCCUGGAUGAAAGAGAGGUGUUCCGUUGGUGACAGCAAAAUCACAGGCGGAGAGGAGCUGUGGUUGGAGGCAGACUCGUCAUGCUCAGGCCAGCCCAUCCACUUGUGGCAGUUCCUCAGAGAGCUGCUCCUCAAACCCCACAACUACGGACGCUGUAUCCGCUGGCUCAACAAGGAGAAAGGUAUUUUCAAAAUCGAAGACUCUGCUCACGUGGCGAGACUCUGGGGACUGAGGAAGAACCGUCCAGCGAUGAACUACGACAAGCUGAGCCGCUCCAUACGGCAGUACUAUAAGAAGGGCAUCAUCCGCAAGCCUGAUGUCUCCCAGAGACUGGUCUAUCAGUUUGUCCACCCAGUAUGAGGGGACGGAGGAGGACAGAGGUCUCCAAACAAAGGGCCACACGAUCACACCUUGCACUUGUACAUUACACCAACACCAAGCUGAAAAGGGGUGAAACUAACAAGCAUGCACUGACCAACCCCUGUAAGUACACAUAGCCUUUGCCAGCCUUUGCCAGUAAGUGUCAGCAGUCAAAGUUGGCAAAUGAAUAUUUUGCUUUUUAUAAUGCAGAGAAGAAACUUGAGACUAAAAUUUUCUCUGGGCUGAUUCCUCUUCAAAACCACAAAACAACAAAGAAAGAAAAAAAAACAACCUUUGAACUGCCUUUUUCAUUUGCACGAUCUGCCUGUCCUUUUUCCUAUUAUAUCAUUUAAUCAAUAACCCGUAUCUUAAAACACCGGAAGACAACAUUUGAUUGGCAUCAAACAUAAGGAAGAGAAAUUAACAUUGCCCACAGUUAUACCUUUAACAUUUAUGUACCUGCUGUGUGUAGGACGAAGAACAGUCUGCUUGUGCUUGUUUAUCAGAGCCUGUUCUACUCAUUCCUCUGGGAAUGUGGUUAUGAGUUUUGCUUCAGCUAUAGGGUUCAGCUCUGGCUUUUGGCUGUCACCCAGAGAGGCAAACAGCUCACUCUUUUUUAAAUUUGAUUAUUCACAUGGCACACUUCGGAACUCUCCCGAAAGGCUUUUACAAUAGAGCAUUUCGCUGAACCCGAAUGGGAGUGCAGCAACAACCCCCUCAUAAUAAACUCAUGCAGUCAAAGUCUGUAACUGACUGGUAAAAGCCGUUGGUUUUCCACCCUGCCGUAGAAAACAUCUAGAAAGCACCAGACCACUGUAUAUUACCAUGUACGUCAUAUGCUCUGUACCUUUUGCUUGCGUUUAAAUGUAAUAGCAAUUUUUAUUUGAAAUGUAACCAAAAAAAUAUAGAUAGGAAUAUCUACAUCAAAAACUGUAUCCUCCGCCAUCUUUACCAUUGCAAUACAGGUUCAAUUCUUGAAAACAAGCAUCAUCACCAAUCUCAUAAUUGAUCAUUACCAAUUCUGUUGAAUUCUAUGAAGUAUACAAUAAAAAAAUGUGGGUUCCCCGA